Messenger RNA from Ochotona curzoniae (black-lipped pika), 2295 nucleotides. RefSeq names its product erythrocyte membrane protein band 4.1 like 5 (gene EPB41L5). Gene Ontology annotation, cellular component: cytoskeleton. NCBI's taxonomy places the organism in Eukaryota, Metazoa, Chordata, Mammalia, Lagomorpha, Ochotonidae. Gene Ontology annotation, molecular function: cytoskeletal protein binding. The record is from RefSeq and is a predicted model, not a curated record. The transcript has 16 exons. The coding region runs from base 1 to 1515 and encodes 504 amino acids.
AUGCUGCGGUUCCUGCGUAGAACCCUCGGGCGUCGGUCCAUGCGGAAACAUGCUGAGAAGGAGCGACUCCGAGAGGCACAGCGCGCUCCCACUCACAUUCCUGCCGCCGGAGAUGCCAAGUCCAUCAUCACGUGUCGGGUGUCCCUGCUGGACGGCACCGACGUGAGCGUGGACUUGCCGAAAAAAGCCAAAGGACAGGAGCUGUUUGAUCAGAUUAUGUAUCACCUGGACCUUAUUGAGAGUGACUAUUUUGGCCUGAGAUUCAUGGAUUCAGCUCAAGUUGCACAUUGGUUGGAUGGCACAAAAAGCAUCAAGAAACAAGUGAAAAUUGGUUCACCAUAUUGUCUGCAUCUUCGAGUUAAGUUUUAUUCCUCAGAACCGAAUAAUCUUCGUGAAGAGCUGACGCGGUAUUUAUUUGUUCUGCAGUUAAAACAAGAUAUUCUCAGUGGAAAAUUAGAAUGCCCCUUCGAUACAGCGGUGCAGUUGGCAGCGUAUAACCUGCAAGCUGAACUUGGUGACUAUGAUCUUGCAGAGCACAGUCCUGAACUUGUGUCGGAGUUCAGGUUUGUGCCUGUUCAGACGGAAGAGAUGGAACUGGCUAUAUUUGAAAAAUGGAAAGAAUACAGAGGUCAGACACCAGCACAAGCUGAAACCAAUUAUUUGAAUAAAGCCAAAUGGCUAGAAAUGUAUGGGGUUGACAUGCACGUGGUCAAGGCUAGAGAUGGGAAUGACUACAGCUUGGGACUAACCCCCACAGGAGUCCUCGUUUUUGAAGGAGAGACCAAAAUCGGCUUAUUUUUUUGGCCCAAGAUAACCAGAUUGGAUUUCAAGAAGAAUAAAUUAACAUUGGUGGUUGUAGAAGAUGAUGAUCAGGGUAAAGAGCAGGAGCACACGUUUGUCUUUAGACUGGAUCAUCCCAAAGCGUGCAAGCAUCUGUGGAAGUGCGCUGUGGAGCACCACGCCUUCUUCCGCCUACGCGGACCCGUGCAAAAGAGUUCUCACCGGUCGGGCUUCAUUCGGCUGGGAUCACGAUUUAGAUACAGUGGGAAAACGGAGUAUCAGACCACAAAAACCAGCAAAGCAAGAAGAUCCACAUCCUUUGAAAGGAGGCCCAGCAAACGAUAUUCUCGACGAACUCUGCAAAUGAAAGCAGAUACAGCAAAAUCUGAAGCGUUCAGCGUUAAUAAUGUUUCAUCGCAGAGCAAUGGUUCCCAACAGGCUUGGGGUGCGAGAUCUGCCGUGCCUGUGGUUCCUUCCACUACCUCUGGGCCUGUGCUGGUGGAGAUUGAGAAUCUUCCACAGAAUCCUGGGACCGAGCAACACAACAGGAAAUGGCUCUCUGCUGCCAGUGACUGCUGUCAACGUGGUGGAGACCAAUGGAGCACCAGGGCCCUGCCCCCACCCCAGACCGCACACAGAAACUACACUGAUUUUGUCCAUGAGCACAAUGUGAAGAAUGCAGGCGGCCAUCACGGUGUCCAUAUUCCUGGCCACGCAGCCAUGACCGAGAUAUGAGGCUCAGUACCCUUAGGACAUGGGACUCUGUCAUACAAGUUGAUGGUUGAACGUUUCCUGGGGUUUGUAAAAGACUGAUCACAAUAGGAAUGUCUUGGAGAACUUAACUUUAUACUGAGUCACUAGUUUUAUAGUGCUGGUGCGAUUCAAUCCCUCUGAAAGAGAAAAGGCUCUGAAAUAGCCUUGUGUGACCAGGCAUGGUGACCUGUGUCCCCAUAUGGAGGGCUGUGCAUGCUGCUAGAGUCUGGCAAGGGUGUUUGUGAUGUUAGCAUGUUGGGACUUCAGUUGGUUUGUCUCAGGAGGAGGUUUAUGUUUGUGAGCUCUCACUUCAAAUCAGGUAGCGGAGAAGCCAGACCCUGAAGGCAGAGCCCAAAGAAAGUGUGUUCUGGCCUGGCACAUGCACCUCUCGUGGGAUAUUUGCAUAGUUGUUACCCAUUACUUCCUAAGCUUGUCCAUGCUUACUAUCAGCUAAGUGCCUGCAAUUUUAAUUAAUGUAAUUUUUAAUUAAAAGCACUUCUACUUUUUGAAGAAUACAACUCUUUAAAAUUACUAAAAUCAUGGCAAUGUCAUACGCUGGGACAGGUCUGUCCGGCUUCUGUUGGAUGGCUAACUGAAUGGUUACAUUACUACUGGAUGUUUAUACAAGGUGGAAGGUGUAUUCACUUUUGUCUUUUCAUUUUACUCUUUUUCACCUUAUACACCCAACAGAUGACCAUGGUUUGCAACAGCCUCAAGUUCUAGCCUUGUACAACCUUUAAAAUAAAUUUCAAAACCAAAACC